Messenger RNA from Coffea arabica (coffee), 666 nucleotides. RefSeq lists its product as uncharacterized. Gene Ontology annotation, biological process: embryo development ending in seed dormancy. The record is from RefSeq and is a predicted model, not a curated record. NCBI's taxonomy places the organism in Eukaryota, Viridiplantae, Streptophyta, Magnoliopsida, Gentianales, Rubiaceae.
UAUAGGAAGGCUAGAAACAUGCAGACUAUCAAAGAAAAGUUGAAUGACAUGAGUCAUAUGCGCAAGGCCAAGGCUCAGGCAAAGGAGGAGGAAAAGGAAGAGGUAGAUUUGGCUAAAACAAGAAUUCAAGUUGCAAAAGAGGUAAGACUGGCAAGGGAGGCAGAAGCUGCAAUGGAUCUACAUGUGAACAAAGCUGCAGAAAAGGUGGCACAACAAGAGGCCAAGUAUUCACAAACCAAGAAUGCUAACCAACUCCCACCUGAUGCUAUAAUAGAUCCUGAUUAUGGUGCUAGCCUGGGCAAUGAGGGCUACUCCACUCCUCACCAGACUUGUGGGGAGGACUGCCAAGGUCCAUAUACUGGUCAUGGCACCACCAGCAAACUUGCCUCCAACGCUGCUGCCACAGGAACUGGCAAUCUUGCCUCCAACACUGCUGCUAUGGGAACUGGCUAUCCAACUAACACGGCUGGGGGUCCUCCUACAAACAAUAUUCUUUAGAUUUUGGAUGUAAUUCUUUAGAUUUUGCAGUCCUUUUUCGUAAUGUUAGUUUCUCUAUUUCUCAAGCUGCUUGAAUUCAACAAGCAGCAAUAUUGCUUUUCGAUUUCGUAUCAUCAAACCCUUUUUUGUGUGUUUUCUUCGUAUUGCACUUUGGAAAGUUCUUUUGUA